CAGCCCCGGGCAGCGUUCAGAGCUCCUGGCCGGGCGGGCGCGCAGCGGCGGCGGCAGAGGCGGCGUAGCCUGAGCGGGGAUGUAGAGGCGGCGGCAGCAGAGGUGGCAGUGGUGGCGAGAGCAGGCGUCCGAGCCGAGGAAGAAGCGCGGCAGAGCCUCCCACACCACACACACAGCCUGGCCCAGCGGCCAGCCCUGCCCGGCCCGCGCCCAGCCAUGCGCGCCGCCUGCUGAGUCCGGGCGCCGCUCGCUGAGCCCUCCGCCCGCCCGCCGCGCCGCGCCGCGCUCCGCUCGGGGGUGAUUAGUUGCUUUUUGUUGUUUUUUAAUUUGGGCCGCGGGGAGGGGGAGGAGGGGCAGGUGCUGCAGGCUCCCCCCCCUCCCCGCCUCGGGCCAGCCGCGACUCCGGCCCCGGCCCCGGCACGGCGCGCGGCUGAGCGGAGCGCACCGCGGCGGCGGCGGCGGUGCCUAGAGCGGAGCGCAGCUCCCCGCCCCGCCCCUCCCCCCGGUCUCGCGGCGACGGCGGCGGUGGCGGCUGGACGGCUCGGAGAGUCGAGUAAAGACACUUCCACGUGGACACCUGACCAUGUGCCUGCCCUGAGCACCUCGGCCCACCAGGCAUCUCUGUUGCAGGCAGCAGGGCUGGGCGCUCAUCUGUGAACCCCUGGCAGUUGGCAGGCUUUCUCAGCAGCGGGUUCUGGGCCUUAGCCCCACCAUGUCGAGCCUCGGUGGUGGCUCCCAGGAUGCUGGCGGCAGUAGUGGCAGCAGUACCACCACCACCACCACCAAUGGCAGCAGCGGCCCAAAGGCAGGAGCGACAGACAAGAGUACAGCAGUGGCAGCCACCACACCAGCCUUGGUGGCAGAUGACGCGCCACCCCCUGAGCGUCGGAACAAGAGUGGCAUCAUCAGCGAACCCCUCAACAAGAGCCUGCGGCGCUCCCGCCCGCUGUCCCACUACUCUUCCUUCGGUGGCGGCAGUGGUGGCAGCCUGACGGGCGGGGAGUCUGCCGACAAGGCCGCCGCAGCUGCAGCCUCCCUGGUGGCCAAUGGUCACGACCUCGCGGCGGCCAUGGCAAUGGACAAAAGCAACCCUACCUCAAAGCACAAAAGCGGUGCUGUGGCCAGCCUGCUGAGCAAGGCAGAGCGGGCCACGGAGCUGGCAGCCGAGGGACAGCUGACGCUGCAGCAGUUCGCACAGUCUACGGAGAUGCUGAAGCGGGUGGUGCAGGAGCACCUCCCGCUGAUGAGCGAGGCGGGGGCGGGCCUGCCUGACAUGGAGGCCGUGGCAGGCGCCGAAGCCCUCAACGGCCAGUCCGAUUUCCCCUACCUGGGCGCUUUCCCCAUCAACCCGGGCCUCUUCAUCAUGACCCCAGCGGGCGUGUUCCUGGCUGAGAGCGCGCUACACAUGGCCGGCCUGGCCGAGUACCCCAUGCAGGGAGAGCUGGCCUCUGCCAUCAGCUCGGGCAAGAAGAAGCGGAAACGCUGUGGCAUGUGUGCGCCCUGUCGGCGGCGCAUCAACUGCGAGCAGUGCAGCAGUUGUAGGAACCGAAAGACUGGCCAUCAGAUUUGCAAAUUCAGAAAAUGUGAGGAACUCAAAAAGAAGCCUUCCGCUGCUCUGGAGAAGGUAAUGCUUCCGACGGGAGCCGCCUUCCGGUGGUUUCAGUGACGGCGGCGGGAACCCAAAGCUGCCCUCUCCGUGCAAUGUCACUGCUCGUGUGGUCUCCGGCAAGGGAUUCGGGCGAAGACAAAACGGAUGCACCCGUCUUUAGAACCAAAAAUAUUCUCUCACAGAUUUCAUUCCUGUUUUUAUAUAUAUAUUUUUUGUUGUCGUUUUAACAUCUCCACGUCCCUAGUAUAAAAAGAAAAAGAAAAAAAUUUUCAGUGCUUUUUCGGAAGAACAACAACAACAACAAAAAAAAAAAAGAGGUAAAGACGAAUCUAUAAAGUACCGAGACUUCCUGGGCAAAGAAUGGACAAUCAGUCUCCUUCCUGUGUCGAUGUCGAUGUUGUCUGUGCAGGAGAUGCUGUUUUUGUGUAGAGAAUGUAAAUUUUCUGUAACCUUUUGAAAUCUAGUUACUAAUAAGCACUACUGUAAUUUAGCACAGUUUAACUCUGCCCUCAUUUAAACUUCCUUUGAUUCUUUCUGACCAUGAAAAUAGUGCAUAGUUUGCCUGGAGAAUCCACUCACGUUUAUAAAGAGAAUGUUGAUGGCGCCGUGUAGAAGCCCCUCUGUACCCAUCCUCGCGUGUGGAGCUGCUGGUGGGAGCUUGUUGGGGGGAGGGAAUCCCCAACCCCCAGGCCCAGGCUAGCUGUGCCCACCCACCAUGCCCUGACUGGGACCCUCCCCCCUUAACAGUGGUGAUUUUGGAAAAAUGAAAGUUCUGUCCGUUCAUCCACUGAGAUCUGGCAAGCCCAUGUCUUGAUAGUUACAAUCCUGGCUACUUAGAGAAAAUUAAGUCCUUUUUUCAGGUCUUGCUAAUGGCAGCAUAAGAAAGGGCUUCAUUGCCCUUUCUGGUGAUCCCCUGCCGGUGGGGGUGGGUGCUAGAGGGGCUCCCUGGGGCCCCCUGCCCAUGGCCAGCUUCCUGCUGAUGAACAUGCUGUUUGUGUUGUUUUAGGAAACCAGGCUGUUUUGUGAAUAAAAUGAAUGCAUGUUUGUGUCAUGAA
Messenger RNA from Cavia porcellus (domestic guinea pig), 2664 nucleotides. RefSeq names its product CXXC finger protein 5 (gene Cxxc5). Bases 713 to 1666 code for a protein of 317 amino acids. The record is from RefSeq and is a predicted model, not a curated record. Gene Ontology annotation, molecular function: zinc ion binding; methyl-CpG binding. The transcript is spliced from 3 exons. Gene Ontology annotation, cellular component: nucleus. NCBI's taxonomy places the organism in Eukaryota, Metazoa, Chordata, Mammalia, Rodentia, Caviidae.